CAAACGGGAGGUACGAGGGUGAUCCCCGACCUGUAAGCAGCGUGCCACUGGGGUGGAACCUGGCGAAUUGACACGGCUUGGUGAGUGUUUGAUUCUCUCCCAAUGUGUGUUCAUGUGUACACUACGCAUUGUGGUGGUGGUGAUGGUUUCCAUUUCCGACAAGAAACACACACAAUAUUCGCUCCUGCCUUUGACAAGGCUUCUUACAGUUUGUUUUGUUCGUUUCUUUUCUUCCCUCCCUCUCCGCGGCAGCAAGGCGACACACAAAACAUGCAAACGCAUUGGUCUCUGGGAGAGAUGGGACCGUUCUCGGCAUCCGGUCUCCGUUUCGUGAUUCGUGUGCACGAUGCGUUGGGCCAGUCCAUCAUCUGGAUUCGGCCGCCCUUGGCGAUUCUUGGCGCACGUUGCGAGUGAGGGCAUACGGGCAAUACACGCCCACUCGCGGUUUUCUCUGUUUCUGAACAAUCUGAAGAGUCCUGAGGAGAAGGGGGGAGGAGCCAGUGAGACCACACUGCGCUCGAUGAGGCUCGAGCGGGUUCGGUUGGAGCACCCCGUUCCGGCCCCAUGGAUGUUUCUCGGAAGGGGGGCGGUAAGCCUCGAACAGUUCUGGUUUCCAGUAUUUGGGAUGGGCAGGCGUCAAUGUGGCGUAGGUUCACAUAACUCUCGCGAACAUGUAGUUGCCGUGUACUGGGCUGGGGCAAAAGAGGUUAUCCGUAUUCUUUUUCUUCUUCUUUUUCUUCUUCUUCUUUUUUUUCUUCCUCUUUCUCUUCUUUCUCUUUUUUUUUUUAUAUCUCAUUUUUUCUACUUUGCCUCCCCGGAAGUACCCAGGGAGCGAAGGUUGGGCGGAGUGAAGUUGCUCUACAUAUACAGAGUGGUUUACGUACGGUCUGGUCUGGUGGCAACGAAUUGUUGCCAAUGGCCCUCUGAGGCUCUGCCCAGGGGCCACAUGCGGGCGGGAGCAGAAGGAGAGUUUUCGUCAGAAGAGCAUACACACCGCUGCUGGUGCAUGCAACUACGUCGAAGCGGAGGCAGGGAUGGGUUGAUGGAGGAAUGGAUAUGGGAGGUCACGAGGGAGCAUGUCGAAAGAGAGUAAAUCCCAUCCCGCUCCCCGUCGAGUCAGUCUUCCCCUGCAGUGUAGUGUAGGUCCAUGCCUGUUAGUUUAAUAGUUUCCGGGUCGCGGAUCCACCCGGACUCUUUCGA
Colletotrichum navitas is the source of this 1200-nucleotide messenger RNA. RefSeq lists its product as uncharacterized. The record is from RefSeq and is a predicted model, not a curated record. NCBI's taxonomy places the organism in Eukaryota, Fungi, Ascomycota, Sordariomycetes, Glomerellales, Glomerellaceae. Bases 347 to 1093 code for a protein of 248 amino acids. The transcript has a single exon.